Phytomonas sp. EM1 is the source of this 132-nucleotide messenger RNA. NCBI's taxonomy places the organism in Eukaryota, Euglenozoa, Kinetoplastea, Trypanosomatida, Trypanosomatidae. The record is from the annotation of a GenBank genome assembly.
AUGAGCCAGUGGCUUAUAAAGCUAUUCUUUAUGUCGGUUAAGUUUCUUUUUUCGCUUUCUUUUAAAACUGUUUAGAUUAGGGGCAUGCUAGUGAAGCGUUUCCUUGUGAAUUUGAUAUUUUGCCUUCAACAU